UUAGAAGAUUUGAUGCAUCCGUGAAAGGUUGAGGUCCUCACGAUCGGAAAAUGGCACGCGGAUAGUAAGAAUUAUCAAGAAAUACAAUAAAAAGUAUUCACGGCGAACGAUCGUAUCAGAUAACGAUGGCGUCGGCUUACAUUAAAGAUGAGCAAGGUGGAACGUUCAUCCCUGCUAGUCAACGUCCAGAUGGCACAUGGCGUAAGCCACGUCGUGUCAAAGAUGGCUAUAUACCACAGGAAGAAGUACCACUGUAUGAAAGCAAAGGUAAACAAAUAAAAAAUAAACCUAUAUAUCCAAUAGGUGCAAGUCCAGAGUUCAUUGCGGAGCAUAAAGCUAAACAUGAAGCGUUAUUAGCAGCUAAGAGUAAAACUGUUUCUGGGGUACAAGUUAAGACAGAAAUUAAAAAGAAGAAGAAAAAGAAUAAAAAUAAAACAACUGAACGUAUAACAGAAGAGUUGGCUAAAACUAGUAUCUCUGAACCAGAACAAAAGAAAGAAUCCUUGCCACACAAUAAUAAAGUGCAAUCUAAAACAAAAUCAAUACCAAAUGAUCAAACUCCUACCCCAAAAGCAAAUGCUGUAAGUGAAUCUGAUACUGCCACACCAGAUCCACAAAAAAGAUUAAAAACUCUGAGGAAAAAGAUUCGAGAAAUCGAAACAUUGGAACAAAAAAUAAAGGCUGGGUUGUUAAAAAAUCCAGAGAAUGAAAUACUUGAUAAAUUGUCGAGGAAGUCUGAAAUCUCGAAAGAGAUUAAACGAUUAGAGGCAAGUCAAUAGAAAAAGGGGGAUCGAAAAAAAAGUAUAUUUACACACUCUCAUUUAUCAUCACUUUGUAGUUGUACCUAAACCAAUGUGUGUUUCGUAAAGUUUAAAACGAUUUUAAUACAGUCUUAUGCAAUAUCAUACUUUCAUCCUCUUUAUACAGUAACCAAAUGGCAAUAUAGAACUGUACAUUUAUGUUGAGAUUGAAAUCAGAUACUAAUAAAUUUAGUACAUUAUAAUGUCACUGUGUGAAAGACCAAUCAAUCAGAUUUUAAUAAAAAAUUGUUUUUGCAUACUA
Messenger RNA from Hylaeus anthracinus, 1062 nucleotides. RefSeq names its product partner of Y14 and mago (gene Pym). The record is from RefSeq and is a predicted model, not a curated record. Gene Ontology annotation, cellular component: cytoplasm; exon-exon junction complex. Gene Ontology annotation, molecular function: RNA binding. NCBI's taxonomy places the organism in Eukaryota, Metazoa, Arthropoda, Insecta, Hymenoptera, Colletidae. The transcript is spliced from 3 exons. Bases 126 to 779 code for a protein of 217 amino acids. Gene Ontology annotation, biological process: exon-exon junction complex disassembly.